AUGUCUACAAAUAAAGCACAACAGAGACCUUCCAAUGCUUCAUCCCUUAAUAACACUGGUCAAGGAGUUACCGCAGGGCCCAGGGCUAGAAACACGCCUUCGACAGCGGCUCGCGGUAUCGGCAGAGUUGCACCACGUGGUAGAGGUGGAUUCGCAGGUGGUCCAGGAUUAUUCGAUGUCUCACCUCAAGGAGAAAUACUCCAUGAAGGUAUCCCACAAUCAAAGGAACUCAUGCACCUUGCGGAAUUGAAAGAAGUAGCUUCAGAACAUGCGCGCAACGAAACAGUUGGCACAACGACUGGUAUUCCCAAAGGUGGCGCAGCAAGUCUUGCUCAAUCUGCGUUUGGAAAGUAUGCUACUGCCAUCAGCGAAGAGACGGGUAUCCCUUCAUUGUCUAUUCAAGGAAUGGUUCCCCCAGCCAAGGACGUUGAUGAAGAAAAGUUGGUUCAGGAAUUAAAGGAGGAGGCUCAAGAGCGUGUUACAUAUGAAGCCACACACAUGGGUCGUGUACCUCAAGCUGGACCCGCACGCAAAGUCGAAGAGUCAGCGGAACGACUUGAGCACGUCGUAAAAAUGGACAGAGGUGAAGAACAGCCACCAGUGCCGAUUUCGACUGGUGCUCAAGCUACAUAUACUACUCCGCCCGUAUCGCCAACCCAAAAAACUAACCUGACAGGUGUUGAUCAAGAUACAGCAAAACGGCAUCUCUCUGAAUUGAAAGAAGUUACUUCCGAACAUGCAAGGUCUGAGGCGUGUUCAGGGAACAUUCCUCUAGGGAGCGCAACUUCAAUUAUACGUGAGCAUAAUUGUAUCAUUAUAUUCGCCUAUUAUAUGCAGAUAUUUAAUAGAUCAUCUUCUAUAGAAUCGGCGACGGGCAAAUAUGCAACCGCAAUCAGCGAGGAAACUGGUGAACCUGUUUCGGUCAUCCAAAGCACGGUUCCCAGAGCCGAUUACCAUGUUGACGAGGCUAAAUUGACACAAGAGCUCAAUGAAGAAGCGCGAAUCCGAGCCGAACACGAAAAAGAAGAACUCGGUUUCGUGCCAGCCACAAGCCCUGCUGUCGAAGAAGCGACAGUUAAAUUGAAUCAGGGAUUAAAAAUUAGUGAAGGACAAGAGACUUAG
This is a messenger RNA of Acaulospora morrowiae, 1122 nucleotides long. NCBI's taxonomy places the organism in Eukaryota, Fungi, Glomeromycota, Glomeromycetes, Diversisporales, Acaulosporaceae. The record is from the annotation of a GenBank genome assembly.